CGCGCAGCGCUUGGAGCGGACGGACGGACAGACGGACGGACGGACGGACGCCGGGCUUCGCAGAUGGCUUGCCCCGUUCUCGGUCUGGAAGCCUUGCAGCCCCUGCAGCCCGAGCCGCCCCCCGAGCCCGCCUUCUCCGAAGCUCAGAAGUGGAUCGAGCAAGCCACUGGCCGAAGUUUUGGUGAUAAAGACUUCCGGACAGGGCUAGAAAAUGGAAUCCUUCUGUGCGAGUUGCUGAAUGCUAUAAAGCCAGGACUUGUUAAAAAGAUCAAUAGAUUGCCUACCCCCAUUGCAGGAUUGGACAAUGUCAUCUUAUUCUUGAGAGGGUGUAAAGAGCUUGGCCUUAAAGAAUCUCAACUCUUUGACCCAAGUGAUCUCCAGGAUACGUCCAGCAGAGUCACAGUCAAGAACCUUGAUUCUAGUAGGAAGCUGAAAAAUGUGUUGGUUACCAUUUACUGGCUGGGGAAAGCUGCAAACAGCUCUGCAUCCUACAGUGGAACCACGUUGAACCUGAAGGAAUUUGAAGGGCUGUUGGCUCAGAUGCGAAAGGAGACGGAUGACAUUGAGAGCCCUAAACGCAGCAUCCGAGACAGUGGCUACAUCGACUGCUGGGACUCUGAACGCAGUGACUCCCUGUCCCCACCUCGCCACGGCCGAGAUGACUCCUUCGACAGCCUGGAUUCCUUUGGCUCCCGCUCCCGGCAGACACCUUCCCCGGAUGUAGUUCUUCGAGGAAGCAGCGAUGGAAGAGGAAGUGACUCUGAGUCCGAUUUGCCCCACCGGAAGCUUCCAGAUGUGAAGAAGGAUGACAUGUCUGCGCGAAGGACUUCCCAUGGUGAGCCCAAGUCAGCCGUGCCUUUUAACCAGUACCUCCCCAACAAGAGCAACCAGACAGCCUACGUCCCCGCUCCCCUGAGGAAGAAGAAGGCGGAGAGGGAGGAGUACCGGAAGAGCUGGAGCACCGCCACCUCCCCGCUGGGAGGGGAGAGGCCCUUCAGUUAUCCCGAAACGAUAGAGGAGGAGGGAAGCGAAGCAGGGUCUGCUGGCGAAGAAGACCCAACGGGCCAGAUGGGCACUGGUGGGCAGCCUGCUGGUGAGUUAGAGUCGGCCCCUGGCAGGGGUGAGGAGCAGCCUCCUUCCGAGGGGGCUGCACUGGUUCCAGCUCCCGCGCCUGAAGACAGAGAUGCUGCCGAAAGCCGAAAGCGCAGAAGGCUGGAGGAAGCUGGGAUCAAGGUCAUGCCCGCUGCCCAGCGCUUUGCCAGUCAAAAGCCGCUGAGAGAAGGGAAAGAAGCUGUUCGUGACAUUAUCCUUCGCAAAGAAAAUCCUUUUCUGACCCACCAACAUGGCGAAGGCGCAGAGUCAGAAGACGAAGCUACAUGUCGACUGCCUGACCUUGAGAAGGACGACUUUGCUGCAAGGAGAGUAAGGAUGAACCAACCCAAGCCGUUGGUGCCUCUGAACCAGCUCCUGUACGGCCCGUAUCUCCAAAGAGCUAUAGAGAAGUCAGAUGGCAGCAAGCAGCUCCCAAAGGGAAUUUCAGACAAGAAAAGUCUAGAGUAUAAAAGAAGCCAGGCUCAGGCAGAAGAGGUGAAGGAAAAAGUGACCCGCGUCACAUGCGCUCAGGAGAAUGAAGCAAUGGAAGUGGGCGUCAGGAAGUUGCCGGACCUGCGUAAGGAUGACCUGGCCCAGAGAAGGAUCCAGGGCAGAUGCACUGCUCACCGGGAGGCUCCUAGCUUCAUCACGCUCUCCAGCAUCACAGAAGCCGACCUGGAGACGUGGGAGAGACUGAAGGUGUCUGGAAAGACAAGGGAUGGAGAUGCUCAGCUCAUCGGUGCCCCUGAGCCCCCACCAGAAAUCAAUGCAGAAACGGCCAUCCGCGACGACUUUGCCAGCCGCAGAGCGAGGGCCUAUAAGAAAGCGCCGAGCCCCAGGCAAAAGUUUGUGCACUUUGGGCCAGUGACAGAGAUAGAUCAGCAGACGUGGAGGCGGCUCAGCAUUGGCAAGGCGGGGCCCAGGGAGGAUAUAGAAGUCACCGGUCAUGGCAGCCAGAGUCAAACUUCCUCUGGGUCCUCUCCCUCACCAAAUGCUUCCAGCAUAAAGGAUGACCAGACGUUUAGUCCACAAAAUGACUGCAGGAUAGUGAAUUCUGGCGCGGAUAACUGUUACAAAAAGGGGUCGUGGCAGGCUCCUGUGUUGGGGUCCCGGGAUGAAAAAGUGGGCACUGUAGGCAAGAGCUCAAGGACAGAGGAAGUUACUUCCAAACACUCACCACAGGAUGGCAAUGAGCAAAACGAAGGAAUUAUUCAAAAAGAUGCUGGGAUGCCACCUGAAGUAGAAAGAUCUGAGGAGUGCAGCCAGUCCCCAGUAUGUCCUCUGGUCCCUCAAUGGGAGACUUCAGGGACAGAAGAGGAGUCAGAGAAGAUGACAGCUCCUGUCUGCGGUGACUCUGGACUGAAAGUCCACAGCAAGUUGGCUGAACCGCAAGAGGAGGACAUGAUAACCAAGAGAACCGACGCGUCCUCUGUACCUCCUGGAUCCAAACCAAACCAGUUCCCUCCGGCUCCACUGGCCCAGCAGCAGGGUAUGGAGGAAUCUAACAAGGGCUCAUCCAUAAAAGAUCAGAGAUACGGUCCGAGGACCCCUGUGUCAGAUGACGCAGAGAGCACGAGCAUGUUUGACAUGCGCUGCGACGAGGAGGCCGCGGUGCUGCCGCACAGCCGGGCCCGCCAGGAGCAGCUGCAGCUCAUCAACAGCCAGCUGAGGGAAGAGGACGACAAAUGGCAAGACGACCUGGCUCGUUGGAAGAGCCGUAGAAGAAGUGCUUCUCAGGACCUAAUCAAGAAAGAGGAAGAAAGGAAAAAAAUGGAGAAGUUGAUGUCUGGAGAAGAUGGGUUAAGUGAACGAAGGAAAAGCAUCAAAACCUACAGAGAAAUUGUUCAAGAAAAAGAGCGGAGAGAGAGGGAGCUGCAUGAAGCGUACAAGAAUGCGCGGUCCCAGGAGGAGGCCGAAGGCAUCCUCCAGCAGUACAUUGAGAGGUUCACCAUCAGCGAGGCUGUGCUGGAGCGCUUAGAGAUGCCAAAAAUCUUGGAAAGAAGCCAUUCCACAGAGCCAAACUUAUCUUCCGUCCUGAAUGACCCCAGCCCCAUGAAAUACCUGCGGCAACAGUCACUGCCUCCGCCCAAGUUCACUGCCACGGUUGAAACCACCAUCGCCCGUGCCAGCGUUCCCGACAGCGGCCCGGCAGCGGGCGGCGGGUCUCCAAGCAAAACUCUCUCCCCCAAAGCUCUGCCCAUGCUAACACCCAAGCCUUACUCCCAGCCCAAGAACUCUCAAGAGGUUCUGAAGACCUUUAAGGUAGAUGGGAAAAUCAGCAUGAAUGGAGAGACGGACCAUGGCGAUGAAGAGGAGAAGGAGAAAGAGGGUCCCACAGUGACACCUACCCCCUCCUUAACCAAGUCCCAGAAGUUUGAAGGUGUGGCCAGAGUUCAUGGCUCUCCCAUGGAGGUGAAACAAGACAGCAACAGCAUUGAGAUCAACAUCAAGAAGCCAGACUCUCUCCCUCAGGAGCUGAGGGCAACCACUGAAGAAAUAGAACUGAACAGCCAAGAGGAUGAAAAUGACGGUGGAAAACCAAGAAAGGAGACUGCAGAGCAAGACUCAUUAGAGCCGCAGCAUUUCCUGACCACCGUGACUCGAUGCAGCCCAACCGUGGCCUUUGUGGAGUUUUCGUCCAGGGAAUUUUCCAGCCCCCAGCCAAAAAUUGAGGCACCAGAAGAGCAAGGGGAGAAGAAGCCAGAAAAUGGGAUGAGUGGGAAGGUGGAGCUGGUGCUGUCUCAGAAGGUGGUAAAGCCAAAAUCUCCAGAACCCGAAGCCACCCUGACGUUUCCAUUUCUGGACAAAAUGCCGGAAACCAACCAACUGCAUUUGCCAAAUCUCAAUUCUCAAGUGGAUUCUCCAAGCAGUGAGAAGUCACCUGUAACGACACCCUUUAAGUUCUGGGCAUGGGACCCAGAAGAGGAGCGCCGGCGGCAGGAGAAAUGGCAGCAGGAGCAAGAGCGGUUACUCCAGGAGAGAUACCAGAAGGAGCAAGACAAGCUGAAGGAAGAGUGGGAGAAGGCCCAAAAGGAGGUGGAAGAGGAAGAACGGAGAUACUAUGAGGAGGAGCGUAAGAUAAUUGAAGACACCGUGGUUCCAUUUACUGUUUCCUCAAGUUCAGCCGACCAGCUGUCUACUUCCUCUGUCACUGAAAGCAGCGGGACAAUGAAUAAGAUGGACUUGGAAAACUGUCAAGAUGAAGAAAAAGAGAGAACGCAGAAAAAUCUUACCCAGCAGGAUGACAAUGACUUAUUGCUCAAGACUAGAGAAAGCAAUCCACUGGAGGAGGACAGCCUGACUCAGGGGCUAUCAGCUCACUUUGAGGACCCCACAUCCAGAGGAAUCCAUCAGGACCAGCACCUGGAUGCAGAGGCUAAGACGCCACCCUGUGGGAUGAACCCACAGCUAUCUCAGGAUCCACCCCAGAAUCAGCAGAUAGCAAACCUACCAACACACAUGUCAGAAGAUGUGAAGCCCAAAACUCUCUCGCUGGAUAGAAGCAUGAACCAUCAGAUUGAGUCUCCAAGUGAAAGGAGGAAGAAGGGCCCUCGAGAGAGCUUCCAGGCUGGGCCUUUGUCCCCCUGUUCUCCCACCCCUCCCGGCCAGUCACCAAACAGGUCGAUAAGCGGGAAAAAGCUGUGCUCUUCCUGCGGCCUUGCUUUGGGCAAGGGGGCUGCCAUGAGCAUCGAGACCCUCAGUCUCUACUUCCACCUCCAGUGUUUCAGGUGUGGCAUUUGUAAAGGACAGCUUGGAGAUGCCAUGAGUGGGACGGACGUGAGGAUUCGCAACGGUCUUCUAAACUGCAGCGACUGCUACAUGCGAUCCCGAAGUGCCGGCCAACCUACAACACUGUGAUGUGGUUUGCACUCCUGCAUCACUGACCGUUUCCUUGUGAAGGAUGUCCUCUGGCUAUGGCUUCAUUAAACCCCAAGUUCAAGGUCUCCUCAGCACUCAUCUGUCUGAAAGACUCUUCUUUUUGCAGCAACAUGUUUGUGCUUUUCCUGUGGAAGGGGAGGUGUUGAAUUUAUUUGUUUGUUUUGCAUUUGCACAAUAUAUACAAAAGAAUAUUGAAUUGCAAGGAUUCUGAAUAGUCCACAGAGAGGUUUUAGCAUGGUCAAACAGACUGACAGUUUAAAAUGUAUGAUACCCUGAGAAAUCGCUAAAGGAUGCAGUAAAACUGGUGUGCUUUCGUGUUUCUAGAAAUUAAACACUGUGUUUACAGAAUUGAGCUGCAGAGGGCAAGGCAUGCCGAUUGGAGACAUGUGGUCUUCGAAGACAGGAGCAUCCAAUUAAUGCACUUCAGGAAAACUAAACAUCGCAGCAAGCUCUGUCUCUUGAGCGAUAACUUGUUUUUAAUGCAGAGACACUAGUCUGAUAAUAUAUACUGUAAUCCUGAAUACAUUUGUGUUACUUACCUUUUGAGGCAGAAGUUACACCAUUCAAUCAUUGCACUGUUAGUAUUAGAAUGUUUUGUACCUGGGAAGUCAUGUCUUUAAUAUAGGCUGGUCUGUCAAGUAAAGAGAGCCCUUGCAAUAUGGCUGGACUUGCGCUCUGGGCCAUGGCUCCAGGGGUGGGAAGAAACAGAAAGGAAAUAGUCCAGCCAUCAUUUCCAAACUUGCUACCAAAAUCUGUGAGCAAGUUUACUCUUCAAGAGUGGGGGGUCCAUGAUAGCCUUGAGGCUUGGGUAGCUUGCUUCUCUCUAGGCACUAAACUAAGGGUCUUUAAUAAGUGGCCUAAGGCAAAUAAUCAGGAAUAGCAGCCCAUCUUUAGGUGUGACCACCACUCACCUAUGCCUGCAAGCACAUCUUGAGGGCCCGAAGCCCAGAAAAGCAAAGAAAAAAGCUUUUCCAAAGAAAAGCACGAAGUCCAUCCUCACAGAAGUCAGGUGAUGUGAUGUGAUAAGCCCCAAAGUCUGGUUUGUGCCCAGCAGCGACAAAUGGCUCAGACUGUGCCGGCCUACCCUACGGACAUCUGUGCGCCUUCAUUCUUCCCUUCCCCUUCUGCGUUCUCAAGAAUUCUGGACCUUGCUUGUGGAGUUUAGAAAGGAAGGUUCCUGGAGACCUGGUUGCUUUUCUGCCCUGUGUGAUCUGCUUCCGCUGGACAAGGAAGGAAUCGCGCCACUACAAACCAUCCUGAUUUCUCUCCAUCCCGAUUUCUCUUCAGGCUGUUUUCUCUAAGACUGGGGGAAGGGGAACUAUUUAUUCUGCCUUAAAAGGAUGGCAAAUGAGAAGACAUUUUGCGAAUGUAGACUAUGGAUACACUCCUCAUAGGCUAAUUGUAGGCAUAAGAAGAAAUCAAGUACGUGGUGGUGUUUUUUUUUCCCCCUGCUAUGUAAGCAAUAACUUUUUUGUAUGUCUUAUCAAGUAUGGCUAGCAAUUAUUUAUUUCCAUGCUAGACGGUUCCCUGCAUGUGGGUUUCCAUAUAGGUGCAGAAAUGUCCUCGGCCACUGGAAGUGUUCUGACCACUUUGUCAUUUGGACGAGCUAUUAUUGGAUUGAAAUUUACACAUCAAUUCAUUAAAAAAAAAAAAUUGUGCCUUAGAAAAAAAUGCAAAACUGUUGCACAUUGUCGGGGACGAGUCAUGGCUGCAGAACACAGAGAGGAAGUCACUUGCGAGUUCCCACGACUUCUCAUGGAGGUGUUUGCAAUUUUCCAAGAAAAAAAAAACAAGAAACAAAACACAAAGAUUUUAACAAAAAGACAAGGGGAAGUUUCAAAAAGACAAAGAAAAACAGUUUUAAACGUGUACAGAUCAAGUCCAAUAUUUUGAUUAACCACCUGCAUGUUUUGGUAAAGAUUUUGAUAACGUGGAUGUUUAUACUUUGCAUGCUGAUAGCAGCCCUUUCCCAGAAACGAUGCACAACACAGUACGGCCAUUCAUAAGCGACUUUUAUAGAAUCCUUUUUACAUGUGGAACCCCAUCCAUUAUGUGAGGAUUACAUGACUAUUGCACAUUCUCUUCUAGUUUCACAAAGCCAUUUAUACAUAUUUCCUAGCGAGACUCAUUGUACAUGUAUGGGAGCUAGAAUGGAGUCAAGAAAAAUAAACCCCAUUCUUCGAAUGCAAGACGUGCUUUCCCAUAAUGAACACCAGUCACCAGCACGGAAUAAUCUCCAACAUUUUCUAAAUUCUAAUUGCCAACUGUUUCUAUUUCUAUUUGAUUUCUAUUUCAUUUCGAGUCGGUUACAUGGCAGUUUAGGCAGACUAGAUCUUCUUGUUUGCCAAGGCAGCAUAGAGUAUGAUCUAUUUCUUUUCAAAUAAUCUUUGAGAUCCCAGGGAAAAAAAAAAUGCCCUGCUCUGUGGAGCUGUAAUGUAAAUGUGUUUGCUUAAAAAAGCAGAUGAGGCAAGUGAGUGAUGUAUUGUUCUGAGGAAAUAUAUCUGAUUUUCCCCCUUCAGAUGCCAAAAGCUUGUCCCUUCUUUUUACUGGGGGGAGGGACAAUGGGUGACUCUUUGUUUUUUACUAGCAAACUUUCAUGACAUUUCAUUCUUCUUUUUAUGUAGUGUUAUUAAUUCAAUACAUACCCUAGUUAUCUAUACACAGUGUAAGAUUUAACGAAUUGAAAUGAUCCACCUCAUGCGUGAGUCCGUCCAAAAGACGUUCCUGUUCGGGGCGGACAGUGUUCUAUAUUGAUGACACUAACUUUCAUUUACAAUAUUUAUUCUAAAAGGCCUCUGAAAAAUAGUAAAAAAAAAUUAAAAAUGAAAAUAAAAAGUUGUCUAAAAUGCAACAGCUUUUAUAGUAAAUGUACAUUUAUAAAUAAAAUACUCAAAUCAA
Molecule: messenger RNA, 7869 nt
Organism: Jaculus jaculus (lesser Egyptian jerboa)
Lineage: Eukaryota; Metazoa; Chordata; Mammalia; Rodentia; Dipodidae
Gene: Limch1
Product: LIM and calponin homology domains 1
Exons: 34
Coding region: 64-4950 (1628 amino acids)
Biological process (GO): regulation of focal adhesion assembly; positive regulation of stress fiber assembly
Cellular component (GO): stress fiber
Molecular function (GO): myosin II head/neck binding
Source: RefSeq, a predicted model, not a curated record